Penicillium bovifimosum is the source of this 1647-nucleotide messenger RNA. Its product is annotated as cytochrome P450. Bases 1 to 1647 code for a protein of 548 amino acids. The transcript has 2 exons. Lineage: Eukaryota; Fungi; Ascomycota; Eurotiomycetes; Eurotiales; Aspergillaceae. Gene Ontology annotation, molecular function: oxidoreductase activity, acting on paired donors, with incorporation or reduction of molecular oxygen; monooxygenase activity; heme binding. The record is from RefSeq and is a predicted model, not a curated record.
AUGCACAAAGAAUUUUACAUUAGUACUAGCGACUGUGAACGUUACCGUCUAGACGUGUCGCCUUUCACCACCCUAGAGCAACUCACAGGGACUCUGGCCGAGGUCUUUGGAUUUGCUGAUACCAAAUCUUUGUGGCUCAUUGACAAACAACGCGCCCAUCUUUCGACUCUCAAAGAUGUGCAAGAGACCGAAGACGUUAUUGAAUUGCGCGCAGCACGCCAUGAAUCCAUUCGCGAGCCCCCUGGACCUCGCCCGAUACCCUUCGUCGGCAACCGCUACGAGUUAUAUCCCGACGUUCUCGGAAAUUAUGACCGAUUGUUCUCGCUAUAUGGCCCUAUGAUCAAGACCGUCAAUAUGGGAACAACCAUCUAUCACACCAAUGACCCGGAGAUCGCCCGUCAUGUGUUGCGCGAAGACAAGCUCUUCACCAAAGCCACAUCCGACGCAUCACACCCACUGCACUACAUGAGCGACCAAGCCUGCCUCUUUACUUGCGAUAGUGCAUCUCCUGCCUUUGCACCAAGCCAUAAGUUUGUACCUCCCACAAUGUCGCCGCGUGCUGUGGCCCACUUCAUGCCACUGAUCCAAGAUGCCACACAAUCCAUUUUUACGGUAUUCGACGAGUUGGCUGAGUCUGAUCUGGCGGUCAACGUCUACCAAUAUAUGUUCAAACUUGCAUCACAAAUUAUUUGGCGCGUCGUUCUAAACCAAGACCUCAAGCACUUCGAAACGCCGAAGACGCCGCCAUCGCUGCCUAUCCGACUGUUUGGCCAGUAUCUCUCGCUGAUGAAGAAAUCAUCAAUGCAGCCGCAAUGGUUCAAGUAUCUCCCUUUCGGAGAUCCCGCAAAAGUGAAGAUCGUCCGUCAGCAGGUGCUUGACAACUGCGAGGAGGCCAUGAACGCCAGCGUCAAUAAGGAUGGUCCUCCUCUUUCUCUGUCCGACCCAACGGCCUUGCAGAGCGCCACUUGCGUCGCCGAUUUCCUGUACCGCGCUCGUGACGAGAAUGGAGAAGGGCUACCGUACGACCUGGUGCUUGGUAAUGUAGUGGUGACUGCCGGUGCGGGAUUCACCACCAGUUCAUCUCUACUUUCCUGGGCCCUUUAUGCUCUUCUCCGGUACCCUGAAAAUCAGGAACGUCUACUGGAGGAGAUAGCCAGCCACCGUGGUGAUACCGACAAACACUGGACGUAUGAAGAAAUCCACAGCAUGAAGUUUCUGGACUGUUUCGUCAAAGAAGUUCUUCGUCUCCACAGCCCCAGUUUCCAGACCGCACGGAAUGCCAAACAAGACACGAUUUUACCAGGGGGGUAUUUGAUUCCACGUGGCUCAAUUGUCAUUGCGUGCUUUCCAAGUAUACACAAAAACCCAGCCCACUGGGAUAAUCCCCUACGAUUUGAUCCUGACCGCUGGGUGGAUGAAGGUUUUGCGGCGCGUAUGGCCCGUCAGGGUUCGUACACACCGUUUGCAGCGGGAGGUCGAGGCUGCGUGGGGUUCAAUUUGGCGCUCACACAAGUCAAGCUGGUACUGGCGGAGUUGGUGUAUCGAUAUGAAUUCGAAGAUUCAUCGCCAGAGGCGGUCGUGUAUGAUCCUGAAUUUCUGGUGGUCCGUCCGUUAAACUUCUACGCCGGGCUGAGGAGGCGAACAUAG